AUGCAAUACAAUCUCUUUCGAUCUCAACGAAGGGUAAUUUUAAGUGGCGUGGUAAAUUUGAGGAUCUUCAAGAAUUUAUCUUGUCGUCAAUCGUCGCCAGGAGGCAACUCAAAGCUUUUCGAGAACGAAGCGGUCAAAAUUAGAUGGUAUGUGAAUACGUCCUCGCUUACUAUUAAAGGAAUUGAUUGUGAACAGCUGAAGGACAAAUUGCGAGCAAUUGCUAGGACAGAGUCUGAUGAAGAUGAUGCUAUAUCGUUGAUCGACAAAAACAACCUCGACAUUGGCAUACAUAAUGAAGUCGAAAGGUCAAUCAUUAUUGAAGGCGAAGACUUCUCAACUCGUAAACUCAAUUCAAGCUCUCAAGUAAUUGACUUAUCAACGCAACCAAAUCAUAGUUUAAUCUGCAGUGAACUUGUAGAGAAAAUAAAGGAUUUGGAACUGGACGUUAACAUCAAAAUCAGUGCGUUAAUUAACGCAAGAAGUAUCUAG
Messenger RNA from Paramuricea clavata, 489 nucleotides. NCBI's taxonomy places the organism in Eukaryota, Metazoa, Cnidaria, Anthozoa, Malacalcyonacea, Plexauridae. The record is from the annotation of a GenBank genome assembly.